UUGAGCAGCUUUCCGAAAUCUCGCUGUUCCCCGAGAAUACGCGAAGAAUCAUCAGAGAGGAAGAAAUAAGCUUAUAUUCAUAUUUAUUCAUCAAAGAUCUGGAUUAAACCGGCUCCCUCUGGUUGAAGCAGAGACGAGAUGUCCGACAGCGAGGACAGCGACUUCUCCGACAACCAGAGCGAGCGCAGCAGCGAUGGAGAGGCCGAGGAAGUGGAGGAGAAUGAGGAGGAGACGGGCAGCCCAGUGGGCAGUGACAAGGUAGCGGAUGAGGAGGGGGAGGACCUGGAGGAUGAGGAGGAGUACGAUGAAGAAGAGGAGGAGGAUGACGAUGACGAUCGUCCGAGGAAGAAGCCGAGACACGGAGGGUUCAUCCUGGAUGAAGCUGAUGUGGACGAUGAGUACGAGGAUGAAGAUCAGUGGGAGGACGGCGCGGAGGAUAUUUUGGAGAAAGAGGAGGCUGAAGUGUCAAACAUCGACCACGUGGUUCUGGAUGAGGAUCACUCUGGAUCCAGGCGGCUGCAGAACCUCUGGAGAGACUCCAGGGAGGAGGCGCUGGGCGAAUACUACAUGAGGAAGUACGCCAAGUCGUCCGGAGGGGAGCAUUACUCUGGAGGGUCCGAGGAGCUUUCCGAUGACAUCACCCAGCAGCAGCUUCUUCCCGGAGUCAAGGACCCCAACCUGUGGACAGUCAAGUGCAAGAUCGGAGAGGAGAGGGCGACCGCCAUCGCACUGAUGAGGAAGUUCAUCGCCUACCAGUUCACUGACACGCCUCUGCAGAUCAAGUCCGUGGUGGCCCCGGAUCACGUGAAGGGCUACAUCUACGUGGAGUCGUACAAGCAGACGCACGUCAAGGCCGCCAUCGAGGGCAUCGGCAACCUGAGGAUGGGCUUCUGGAACCAGCAGAUGGUCCCCAUCAAGGAGAUGACGGACGUGCUGAAGGUCGUCAAGGAGGUCACCAACCUGAAGCCCAAGUCGUGGGUCAGGCUGAAGCGGGGCCUGUACAAGGACGACAUCGCUCAGGUGGACUACGUGGAGCCGAGCCAGAACACCAUCUCCCUGAAGAUGAUCCCUCGGAUAGACCUGGACCGCAUCAAGGCCAAGAUGAGCCUGAAAGACUGGUUUGCCAAGAGGAAGAAGUUCAAGAGGCCUCCACAGAGGCUGUUUGAUGCUGAGAAGAUCAGGUCUCUGGGAGGAGAGGUCAGCCAUGACGGAGACUUCAUGAUCUUUGAGGGAAACCGUUACAGCCGCAAAGGUUUCCUCUUCAAGAGCUUCGCCAUGUCCGCUGUGAUCACAGACGGAGUGAAGCCCACGCUGUCAGAGCUGGAGAAGUUUGAAGACCAGCCUGAAGGAAUCGACCUGGAGGUGGUCACAGAGUCGGGUAAGGAGCGUGAGCACAACCUGCAGGCCGGCGACAACGUGGAGGUGUGUGAGGGCGAGCUGAUCAACCUGCAGGGAAAGAUCCUCAGCGUGGACGGCAACAAGAUCACCAUCAUGCCCAAGCACGAGGACCUGAAGGACCCUCUGGAGUUCCCGGCUCACGAGGUGAGAAAAUAUUUCCGGAUGGGCGACCACGUGAAGGUGAUCGCCGGGCGAUACGAGGGCGACACCGGCCUCAUCGUCAGAGUGGAGGAGAACUUUGUCAUCCUGUUCUCCGACCUCACCAUGCACGAGUUGAAAGUGCUGCCCAGAGACCUGCAGCUCUGCUCUGAGACCGCGUCCGGCGUCGAUGUAGGCGGGCAGCACGAAUGGGGCGAGCUGGUGCAGCUGGACCCGCAGACAGUCGGCGUUAUUGUUCGGCUGGAGAGGGAGACGUUCCAGGUGCUGAACAUGCACGGGAAGGUGCUGACCGUGCGCCACCAGGCGGUGAACCGCAGGAAGGACAACCGCUUUGCUGUGGCGCUGGACUCUGAGCAGAACAGCAUCCACGUGAAGGACAUCGUCAAAGUCAUCGACGGGCCGCACUCUGGCCGUGAAGGCGAGAUCCGUCACCUGUUCCGAGGCUUCGCUUUCCUCCACUGUAAGAAGCUGGUUGAGAACGGAGGAAUGUUCGUCUGCAAGACCAGACACCUGGUGCUGGCGGGCGGGUCCAAGCCCAGAGACGUGACCAACUUCACAGUGGGAGGAUUCGCUCCGAUGAGCCCUCGCAUCAGCAGUCCCAUGCACCACGGUGGAGGAGGUGCUCAGCAGAGAGGAGGAGGCGGAGGAGGAAUGGGGCGGGGCCGAGGACGAAGAGACAACGAGCUGAUUGGUCAGACGGUCCGUAUCUCCCAGGGUCCUUACAAAGGAUACAUUGGUGUGGUGAAGGAUGCAACCGAGUCCACGGCCAGGGUGGAGCUGCACUCCACCUGUCAGACCAUCUCUGUGGACCGACAGCGAUUAACCACCGUCGGUGGAGCUAAGAGGCCCAGUGGGUUGACCUCCGCCCAUGGACGUACUCCCAUUUACGGCUCCCAGACUCCCAUGUAUGGCGUCGGCUCCAGGACACCGAUGUAUGGAUCUCAGACUCCGCUGCACGACGGAAGCCGUACGCCGCACUAUGGAUCUCAGACCCCACUGCAUGAUGGGAGCAGGACUCCAGGUCAGAGCGGAGCUUGGGAUCCCAGCAACCCCAACACACCGUCCAGAAAUGAGGAAGACUACGACUUCGGCUACGAUGACGAACCCUCUCCGUCCCCUCAGGCCUACGGGACGACCCCCAAUCCUCAGACCCCGGGUUACCCCGAGGUCCCCUCACCACAGGUCAACCCUCAGUACAACCCUCAGACACCUGGCACGCCCGCUAUGUAUAACACAGAGCAGUAUUCUCCAUAUGCGGCCCCGUCCCCUCAGGGCUCCUACCAGCCCAGCCCCAGCCCUCAGAGCUACCACCAGGUGGCACCCUCACCUGUCGGCUACCAGAAUACGCACUCACCAGCCAGCUACCACCCCACACCGUCCCCCAUGGCUUACCAGGCGAGUCCCAGUCCGAGUCCCGUGGGCUACAGUCCCAUGACGCCCGGAGCGCCCUCUCCUGGAGGCUACAACCCUCACACCCCGGGCUCCAACAUCGAGCAGGGCGGCAGCGACUGGGUGACCACCGACAUCCUGGUCCGAGUGAAGGACUCGUUCAUGGACCUGAUGGGGCAGACCGGGGUCAUCCGCAGCGUCACGGGAGGGAUGUGCUCGGUGUUCAUGCAGGAAUCUGAGAAGGUGGUGAGCGUCAGCAGCGAUCACCUGGAGCCGGUCACGCCCACCAAAAACAACAAGGUGAAGGUGAUUCUCGGAGAGGACCGCGAGGCCACGGGGAUCCUUCUGAGCAUUGACGGAGACGACGGCAUCGUGCGCAUGGAGCUGGACGACCAGCUCAAGAUCCUGAACCUGCGGUUCCUGGGCCGCCUCGAGCACUGAGCCUCGCAGAGCUCCCACACAAACGUCUGGUUUUUAUUACCUAAAGAUCCAAAAACCACAUCUGGCUCUGUGUGCAGUUCGGCGGGUCUCUCCGUUUUUGGCAUUUUUAUUUUCUUUUCUUAUUAGUGGUCUGAAUCUGCUUUUAGUGCUUUUCCUCCAUGUUCUGUCUGUGACUUUGGUUUUCUUGAUGCAGCAGGAUGAAAAUAAUGUGUAACAUGUCAAUAAACUGAUUCAGUGACAUUUUUGUUUGUUGUUGUGUCAAAGCCACGAGGCGCUGUCAUAGGCUGGGUUGUCAUAGCGAUGGAUAAUCGAUGCAGUCAGCUGAUCAGAUUCUGACAGGACGGUUAUUUUAGCUGCUCUGACCUCGGGCCUCCGCCAUUGUGCAGCUACCAAACGCUGCAGUUCCUGCAACGUCCAGCAGAGGCAGCAGUGAGUCAGUCCCCACAGACACUUUGUUUGGUCUCUGUGGAUAAUUUCCUCUUUUUUAACAAGAACACUUUUUUUAUAACUCGCCUGUUUAAAUCAUAUUAAGGCUUAACGUUUGCCUUAUUAGGGGCGUGGCCUCUUUGACUGACAGGUGGCUGUAGCUGCUAACUGCUUGCUAGGCUUCACCUGAGCUGGUCUGUUUGUGCUGUUGGAGCUUUUUUAUUUAUUUAUUUUUUCUGAUGACAUCAUGUGACCAAUAACGUGGUUGCUAUGAGGUUACUGUAGUAACAGACCGUCCAUGAAGGCGGAGCUUAUUAGCAGGUACCUGUGUGACAGCGAUAUCCAGGUUUUACAGUUUUUUCUGAUUGCUUAAGCACAUUUUUUGUAACUAUUGGCUAUUUUUGCAAAACUCUACACACAAAUAAGAAAACCUGUCACCCAAUUAUCAAAACAUUGUAGUUCUCUUGCAAAAGCGAACACAGCUAGAUUAACUCUUCACACCUUCGUAAAAAUGGUGUUUUCUUAUCAAACAGUACACACAAGCCAUCAUCUACUAAGCACACAAUGCGCCAACUACACACUGAUGGUAUGAAUACAAAACACAUCUGACUUUUGCUGUGUGCACAAGGUAGGCCAUGUCAGUUUGAGCUCAUACUUUUGUCAUAGAUCCAUAAGCACAGAGGGAUCCAAACUUCUGGUACUGGUGUUUAUUCACACACAUCAAAACAAACACAAGUGUUUAUUUCCAAGUAUAGGACUAUUUGCAAUCACCAUAUUGACUAUAUGGGUUUCUUGGUCUGCAGUGAACAUGCUUCCUCUGCCCCCAGCAUCUGGUCGUCUAGCAAAUCUGUAAAGUAACAAUUUCAGUAUUUUUACAUCUAUGGUAUUUUUGUGUUUCUCAUUAGCAUAUGGCAGUGCUACAAGUCUUAGUGCAAAGUGACUGUACUAACCGAUUCUGAUUUCGAAAUGUCCUUAUGAUGCUUGCUACAGUGUAGCAGCUCGAGUUAGGCUGAACCCGUUGGCCAGCUUCCCUCAGGGUCACUCCAUGGUUGAUUACAUGGUCCACUAUUGUAGCUCUGAUGUCAUCAGCAAUUCUAUUUCUUACUCUUCUUACCCUUCCUCUCCCCCCUCCUCGUCCUCCUUCCCCCCCUCCUCAUCCUCCUCUUGCUCCUCCUUGUCCUUGUUGUCCUCUUCGUCCUACUUCUUCACCUCCACGUCCUGUUCCUCGGCCUCCUCUACUUCUCACUCUUCCUGCUCCCUCCACUGUACUCCACACACAGAGCUUACCUGUAUUAUUGUGCUUAGGCUGAUUGCAAAGUGAACUAAUUAUCUAAAAAAGUUUUCACAUGUGAAAGUGUGCCAGACAGUUGGCAAAAUAGCAUAAAUAAUGGCCAUAAAUGUGUAUAGUUUUGCUGGGAGUGUGUUGGAAAUUUGGUAAUUGAGUGUAAGCAGUGAAUUGUGCCUACAGUUUUGCAAAGUGUGUGUUACAAAAUGGCAACCUGAGUGCAAAGCAGUGUUUGUGCUUUUAGUUUUGCAAACUCAGUGAGUGGAUUUGCUAUAAGUAUUAAUAGUUUUAGAAAUUGUGCUAUAAGAAUCACAGUUAGGGUUUAAGCAUUCAGAAAAAACUGUAAGACGAGUGGCUACUUUCUACGUGUUCCACCUCCCCGAGUGUGAAAACCUUUUGAUCUUUUUAAGCACAAAUAAAAG
Messenger RNA from Pelmatolapia mariae (spotted tilapia), 5520 nucleotides. RefSeq names its product SPT5 homolog, DSIF elongation factor subunit (gene supt5h). Gene Ontology annotation, cellular component: DSIF complex. Gene Ontology annotation, molecular function: mRNA binding; protein binding. The transcript has 30 exons. Gene Ontology annotation, biological process: regulation of transcription by RNA polymerase II; regulation of DNA-templated transcription elongation; transcription elongation-coupled chromatin remodeling. The record is from RefSeq and is a predicted model, not a curated record. Bases 139 to 3387 code for a protein of 1082 amino acids. Lineage: Eukaryota; Metazoa; Chordata; Actinopteri; Cichliformes; Cichlidae.